AAUUUUAAAGUAAGUUCCUUAAAAGCUUCGAUCCGGCAACCCCCCAAAACAGAUGAUGAGUCCGCUGUUGCAGAUAACGCAUAUUUACGUGACGCUGUUUUAACCGCACGCGAUUUUAUUGCUGUUAUUUACUCUGAUACGGAAAAUCGACUUGAAAGUGAUAAUGCGAAUCGAAUUGGAAGACUCUAGGUUUUAUUGGGUGGACAAGGCCACCUACAGCAACGCCGAGAAAUUGUACCACCAAUUACGCCAGAUAGAAACGGAAAAGAGAAAUGUCCCUUCUUGCUCCGCCCCCAUUGCAGUUCCAAGGCCCUUGCCCACCCCCGCACCCACUAAGAAGAGCAAAAAGAAAAACAAGGCGAUGGCCGAGAAGGAUAAUCCGAACAAACUGCUUUACAUGAAUCCCCUGACCAUGGAGGCAAACUUCUUUUUGGAAACUCUGACGGCAGUGAGUCAGAAGAGUGGCACCCCGCAACUAGAUCCGUAUCUGACCAAGCUUCUGGAGCGUAUUGUUGUCGGUAUCGAAAAAUAUCUGGACCGGAAUCCGACCUACGUGUUGCCCCGGGAGCCGGCUGCCUCGGUCGAGGGAGUGGUCUUUGUCCAGCCCAAAGAGCUGCAAACGAUCAAGCGUACCUUCAGUUGCAGCGCCUGCACCAAUCGAAUCGUCGGUACUACUAUCGCCAAGGCGGUGGCACAUUUGUCUGAAAAUCAUCCAAAUCCCAAUCCCAACAAUCAACCGAUCCCAAAUCAGCAGCAACAGCAACAACAGCAACAACAGCAACAACAACAAACAAAGCAAGAGAAAAAAAAAGUCCAGGUUAAGGCGCGUCAGGAAAUGGUGGUGCAGCUACCCAAGAAGGCCAAGGCCAUGAUUGUGGGAGAGAUAACUAAUGUGUUUAAAGACAAGUACCCUAUAGCGGACAAGCUGAAAGUGAUUCCCGAGUACAACGUUAUUGAGCAGGAUUUGUGCAAACUUUUGUCGCCGGCGUUUCCGGCCCAACAGCUGCGUAUCUACAAAUUUGGUUCCCGUAUUACAGGCAUCGGAACGAGGUCCUCCGAUUUGGAUGUAUUUGUAGACAUUGGAAAUACAUUUCAUAUAUUCGAGCACCGCGCCUCAAAGGCCACGAUUAGCAAGCUACGGGCGAUGCGACCCGUUUUUUGUGGCAGUGACGAUUGGCGCAUUAUAAAUGUCAUAGAGCAGGCUCGUGUCCCGAUAAUCAAGACCUGCCACUUGCCAACCGGGAUCGAGUGCGACAUUUGCCUCAACAGUCUGGGCUUCUGCAACACGAAUCUGUUGAAAUAUCUGUUCGAAUCACAGCCACUAACUCAAUACAUGUGCAUCUAUGUGAAGAACUGGUUGGAGCGCUGCAAGCUGACGGAGCAGAUCUCAACGUACAGUAUUACUCUGAUGGUUAUCUACUUCUUGCAGUUGCAGCGUUUACUGCCUCCCAUCACGGCCCUGCAACAGGAUCAGUCCUUGAAGCAGCUCGUGGGACCUUGGAUAGUUAAUUUCACUCAGAAGGCGCCAAGUGAGCUGGGGCUGCAGCAGUUAGAGGCAACUGUGCCCGUCGUCAAAGGCUAUCUGAGAUCUUUCUUCUUGUACUAUUCGAACUUUAACUACGAGCAGUAUAUGGUCUGUCCAUAUUUCGGUCAGGGCAACAUUGAGAUCCAGAAUAUUGAGAAAGCACUGCCGAACAGAUAUUCAAGUUAUGUGUUGGAGAAUCCCGAUUGCGGAUUGCAAUUGAAAAAACCGAUGGUGGUCCAGGAUCCGAUUCAGCUCAACCACAAUGUCACGAAAGCUGUGACCCGAUACGGACUUCAGACGUUUGUGGAUUACUGCCAUCAGACGGCGGCUCUACUUUAGGAACCGUUGGCGCCAGCGAAUACUUAGCCAGAAACCAGAAUUAAAUCCCAUCCCUCCAUUCUCAAGACAGUUCUGUAGCUUGUCUGUUACGUUUUGAUAUUCUUUGUGCGGAGGACUUGUCAUCAGCCGCCACUGGUUGCUGUAAAUAAAAGUUGCUCACCAAGUA
Messenger RNA from Drosophila bipectinata, 2030 nucleotides. RefSeq names its product tailor (gene Tailor). Lineage: Eukaryota; Metazoa; Arthropoda; Insecta; Diptera; Drosophilidae. The record is from RefSeq and is a predicted model, not a curated record. Gene Ontology annotation, molecular function: RNA uridylyltransferase activity.